CGAACCCCAAGACCUCGAACAUGGUUUGCACGCCGCCAGGCCGAAUUAUCGGAUCGCCGAAUCGUCGAAUUGCCGGCCGUUGAACAACGACACACGUAUUUCCUUCACCAUGAACGCUGCCCCAUUGGCAAGACGGCCUUUGGGCUGCCUCAAGGCAAGCCUACGCCGAACGAGGCAGCAAAAGUCCAUGUUUACCCGGCACAUGGCUUCCGAAGCAGUCCAGACGACGACGACAAGGACACCACAACCACCACCACAACACGGCUUCUUCCGCCUCGACGACCGCAAGACAAAAACGCUCCGCAGCGCCUUCGCCGUCUACCCGGCCACGACGGUGGCGGGCAGCAACACGCUGGCCCCCCCGCCGGUCAACGCGCUGCAGUCGCUGCACGAGGCGCAGAUCAAGCGGAUGGACCCGACGGGGGCGCGGACGGCGCUGUUCGCCAAGACGCGCGAGGCGGCCAAGGUGGGCGACGUGCUGAUGGUGACGCACCGGCGGGGCGGCGAGCCCUUCGCGGGCGUGUGCCUGUCGAUCCGCCGCCGCGGCAUCGACACGGCCAUCCUGCUGCGCAACCACCUGGCCAAGGUCGGCGUCGAGAUGUGGUUCAAGAUCUACAACAAGAACGUCGCGGGCAUCGAGGUUGUUAAGAGGCAGCGCAAGCGCGCCCGCCGCGCCCGCCUCACCUACAUGCGCAAGCCCAAGCACGACUUUGGCAGUGUCGAGGAUCUGGUGUUUGCCUGGAAGCGCUCGAGGAAGGUCUUCUCCACCGGCAAGCCUGCGGCCGGUGCGGCGAAGGCGAAGGCGAAGGGCAAGGGCGCGGCUGCGAAGAAGAAGUAGGUGCUCCGCGGUGGGUUGGGGAUUGUUGGCGGCGGAAGGGUCCGCGCUGUGGACGGAUGUGUAUACCAUGUAUAGAACUAUUUACCUGGGAUGGGAUCAAAACCACCGCCUUGCUAAUGUGUGAUCAUGUGUGAUGUAUAGCGAGGUUUAGCUAUCAUAGUCUGAUAAGGAAGGUGGUAAAGGCAACGCAUCCACCAUCUGCGAUCGAUAAUCGAGCAGUGGUAGGUUUCACCUGGUCGUGUUUACAACCAAGCCAGGGGCAGAUAUUCAUCAACAUUAGAAACGCUUAUCACAGGGCAAAC
Messenger RNA from Chaetomium fimeti, 1140 nucleotides. RefSeq names its product translation protein SH3-like domain-containing protein. The coding region runs from base 110 to 838 and encodes 242 amino acids. The transcript is spliced from 2 exons. Gene Ontology annotation, biological process: translation. Gene Ontology annotation, cellular component: mitochondrial large ribosomal subunit; ribosome. The record is from RefSeq and is a predicted model, not a curated record. Gene Ontology annotation, molecular function: structural constituent of ribosome. NCBI's taxonomy places the organism in Eukaryota, Fungi, Ascomycota, Sordariomycetes, Sordariales, Chaetomiaceae.